AUGCUCGAUGCGGACGAAAGAAGAACAGUUGUCAUAACAGGGUGCUCCCCUGGAGGCAUAGGCUACUCGCUUUGCUGUGCAUUCAAAGCAAAAGGGCUCCGUGUGUUUGCGACCGCGAGACGACUUGAAGACCUUGCGAGUCUGGAAGCCAAAGGAAUCGAGACGUUAGCACUCACAGUCGACGAUCCGCAAAGCGUACUACAAUGCUAUGCCGAGAUCGAGAGGCGCGUAGGUUCCAGAGGGCUGGACUACCUGGUCAACAAUGCUGGUCAAAACUACACAGUCCCUGCAAUGGAGGUAGACUUGCAGGAAGCCCGGCAGAUUUUCGAGACGAACUUCUUCGCUGUGAUAUUGAUGUGUCAAACAUUCCUGCCGCUGCUCCUGAAGGCUAAGGGAUCAAUUGUGCAAAUUGGAUCAGUAUCUGGGGUGAUGCCGUACGUCUUUGGCUCCGUUUACAACGCAUCUAAAGCAGCUUUGCAUUCCUUGAGCGACACGAUGCGUAUCGAACUGGCUCCAUUUGGAGUCAAAGUCGUCACAAUCAUUACAGGAGGCGUCCAGUCGCGGAUUGCUCGGGAGGAUCGCCAACUGGCGCCAGAUUCUCUUUAUAAGGGCAUAUUGCCAGAGUACAAUCGCCGCGUCCAGCACAGUCAGGAAGGUGCAAUGAGCCGCGAUACCUACGCGCAGAGCGUCGUUGCACAAAUAGUCCGACAUUCCGGUUCGAGAUCAUACAAGAAAUGGCUGUGGGAAGGAAAUAAGAGCAAGUUGAUACAAUUACUCGUUGGAGGGUGGCUUUGGUUUGGUCUCUUUGAUUGGAUGUUUGCGCGUAUGUUUGAUUUGAAGAAGUUGAAGAGGGAUUGA
Messenger RNA from Aspergillus udagawae, 858 nucleotides. RefSeq names its product SDR family oxidoreductase. Lineage: Eukaryota; Fungi; Ascomycota; Eurotiomycetes; Eurotiales; Aspergillaceae. Gene Ontology annotation, cellular component: endoplasmic reticulum; lipid droplet. Gene Ontology annotation, molecular function: acylglycerone-phosphate reductase (NADP+) activity; triacylglycerol lipase activity. Gene Ontology annotation, biological process: triglyceride catabolic process; phosphatidic acid biosynthetic process. The coding region runs from base 1 to 858 and encodes 285 amino acids. The record is from RefSeq and is a predicted model, not a curated record. The transcript has 6 exons.